CCUACUGAUUUUCUACUUCUUACCUUUGCUCAGGUGUCUGGAGUUAUUUGCAGGUAGCUGUGUGGAGGCUGCAGUUCUGACAGCCAUCCUGGCUCAGGCUGGCAGUGUCCGUCCCCCUCGUGGAGGGAGGACAAUGAGUGAGACUAACCAUCAUCACCAGCGGUCAAGCAUAGGUAGAGGACGGCGUGGAAAGCAAGUGAAAGAAGACAGUGAAACCUAUGAACUAUCCAUACCCCUCGAUGAACCACAGCAAAUGGAGUCACAAACGCAAACUCAGCAGCAGUUAUAUUAUGGUCUGAGCCCUCCACAGAACUUUGAUGAGGCACCUGAGAUGCCCCCUCCCUCACUGACUCUGGUGACCAGCAUGAGGACACAGCUGCACAUGGCCCUGGAGAGGAACUCCUGGUUGCAGAAGCGUAUCGAGGACCUGGAGGAAGAACGGGACUUCCUUCGCUGCCAGUUGGACAAGUUCAUCUCCUCUGCCCGCCUGGAUGCUGAUGACCACUUCCGCAACAAACAGCUCCCUCGUCGGUUUGAGGUUUCUGAGAGUCGGAAUGGGGAUGUGACAGAUGAUGACAGUGUGGGUUCUUGGCUGAGUGCCAGCCCAGAAGAGGGGGGCUCUUCAGAGCAUAAGAAACAGAAAGGAGGGGCAAACCGACGGCGCUUCAUCAAGCCCAAAGUCCGCGAGAGGCAAAGGGUCAAAGAUGUGGAUGGGGUGCUGUGCCGCUACAAGAAGAUCCUGUACACCUUUCAGAAGCUGCAAAGCAUGAGCCGGGCCUUCGAACACCACCGAGUGGACCGUAACACCGUGGCUCUGACCACACCCAUUGCUGAGCUACUCAUUGUGGCUCCCGAAAAGCUGGCUGAGGUGGGAGAAUUCGACUCCUCCAAGGAGCGCCUGCUUGAGUAUUCCCGACGUUGCUUCAUGGCCCUGGAUGAUGAGACACUCAAGAAGGUCCAGGCCCUCAAGAAAAGCAAGCUCCUGCUGCCCAUCACUUACCGCUUCAAACGGAAAACAGACUCCCCUGGCCCUGCUGCUGGCAACCUGCUGCCCUCGCCCGCCACGCCUCCCAAGCCACUUUUACCCAUUGCUGAUUGCUACAAGCGAUGAUUUUCCCAACUCAGUAUCAGGAACCUGCUUUGUCAGCCCCUCAGCCCUGUAUCCCUAUUUAAGUAUUGAUGUAGCCACUGCCUUGUUCUCCCCAGGACUGUCAUCCAUUUCCUACCAGCCAUCUCCCCUACUUUUCAAAAGUGUUUAAUAAAAAUGUCAAAUGCUCUUUCAUGACAAGGUUGGCCCACCUAUAAGGGAAGCAGGAUGCUCUCCUCUGAAGUCAAGCACGUUAGGGAGCAUCCCCUGGCCACACAUUUUGACCUGUUCUUCAGUCAGUAAAGGCUUCUUAACAGCUACUGGAUUAAUAUUGUUCGCCUCACUCCUGUCUGAAAGCUGCCAAAAUGGCUAGCCAGAAGGCGGCAAUGGUGCAAACCAACAUAAUAGCAUCCUCUACAGAAGGGCAAGGUGAGACAAUAAAAGUUCACCCACAAAAGAAGAGAUGGUACCUGCAGCCUUGAAGGUCUCUGGAAUUACCAGCCCACACAUUUUUUUUACUAGAUUGUCUUCUCACAUCUACCACUGGUGGCACAUUAACAGCCUGAAAAGGGUAGACCACACCUAGUGUGCAGUUUUUUAAAAAAAGAAAUUCCCUCCACUGCCUGCAGGACAUUCUUGUUGGAACUCUGUCUGGGGCAGUGAUGCUCUGUAUUCUUGGGGAGGCCACAGUGGGAGGGCUUCUAGUGUCCUGGCCACACUGGUGGACCGCCUGAUGGCACCUGGUUUUGGGGGUUUUUUUGGCUACUGUGUGAUGCAGAGUGUUGGACUGGAUGGGCCAUUGGCCUGAUCCAACAUGGCUUCUCUUUUCUUCUUACUUUUCAUAGAAGUGGCCUAUUCAUGAGCCUAUUUUAACAGCUCCAGAGCAUCAUAGUACUUUUUUGGCUGCAGCUUAGGAUAGCUAGAUGGCUCACCCUGGAGACAGUGCUUGUCUGCUUCUAGUAUUCUAGUAGUGGACUGAGAGGAUGCAACCACUGCUAUCAUACCUGACUGCUGUGCCCUCCUCUGCAGCCUGUUGUGGGGGUCGUAUUGGAUGCUGGAGGCCAUGACAGCAGAUAGGAGAUGUGGAAUAAAUUUCAGAAGUCCUCAUUGCUGAAUCUGUCACUCAUAGCCAAAACCAACAAAAACAGAGAAAGGGAAAACAUAUCAAUCCAGAACAGACAAUUUAGCCAAAAAGGGUGACAAAAAGAAAAAAAGCUGAAAUUAUAAUCCAAAAAUUUUAAUCAACUAACAAAUACUAAAACCCACGCAUCACAAAACAGCAAUCUUUGGUUACAUAUAUGCAUGCCUUCUCGUGGUCCAUAAACUUUUUUUUUUUAGUAAGAUUACACUUCUAUACAGUUUCAGCCAAAACAUGUUUGGUUUUGUUUUGUUUACUUGUAUUUUAUGCAGUCUGUAAAAUGUACCUGGUUGUAGCAAUGCUUGUAACUGUAUAGAAAUGUAAAGGUCUUAUACACCAGGAGGAAGGUACGUAUAUAUGUAACCCAAAGAUUGUUGUUUUAUGAUGCAGUUUUUACUUUUUGUUAUUUGAUUAAAGGUUUUGGAUUAUAAUUUCAAGACUUUUUUUAAACUGACAAUGUUACUCUAUAUAUAGAUUACCACCCCCUUAAAACCUUUUUUGUCACUUUGUCUUAUCUAUAAGUGGAUGUUCCUGGUACCUUCUCAAGCUCUUCCUUAGAUUGAGAGGCUUAACUGUAACAUUCAGCAGCCUCCAGUUUCCUAAUGUCUCCCAAAGAUGUUCCCCUGCUCCCAGUGCACUUCUUUAUCUCAUGGUUGUCCUGAGAAGUGUCCAUGGGCAUCACUGUCCUUCCCUAGCUGUUAUCCCAAUACAGACUCCUCCUGGGCUCUUAUUUCAUUGGCACUUCUGUGCCAUUACCACUCAUUUUGCCCUCUCUGCUCUCCAAGACAGGGUGUGUGUGUGUUUUCUUAUAUUUUUGUGGCUUCAAGCUGCUGUUGUGUAUGUGUGUGCAAGGAUUUUGAUAGUACGUUGCCUGUUUCUUGGGGGGAGGCCUCCGUUUUAUUCAUUGUAAUUAAUGAACUGUUUCCACUGUGCCUGUACUUUCUUGCCCAGUCUUUUUUCUUCCUGUUUAAAAAAAAAAAAAUGUUUAAAAAAACUUUAUUAAGAGAAUUUAAAUUAAAGAAUUUUCAAUAAAAAACAAA
Molecule: messenger RNA, 3265 nt
Organism: Heteronotia binoei (common prickly gecko)
Lineage: Eukaryota; Metazoa; Chordata; Lepidosauria; Squamata; Gekkonidae
Gene: CCDC106
Product: coiled-coil domain containing 106
Exons: 6
Coding region: 134-1111 (325 amino acids)
Cellular component (GO): nucleoplasm
Source: RefSeq, a predicted model, not a curated record